This is a messenger RNA of Colius striatus (speckled mousebird), 910 nucleotides long. RefSeq names its product thioredoxin domain containing 9 (gene TXNDC9). Lineage: Eukaryota; Metazoa; Chordata; Aves; Coliiformes; Coliidae. Bases 139 to 819 code for a protein of 226 amino acids. The transcript has 5 exons. Gene Ontology annotation, biological process: microtubule cytoskeleton organization. Gene Ontology annotation, cellular component: cytoplasm. The record is from RefSeq and is a predicted model, not a curated record.
CUGCAGGGAACGCGUGAUGAGCGCGUCAGGCUCUCGCGAGACAGUUGGCUCUCGCGAGACGCCGGCGGGGCGCGGCUGUGGUGUGAGGCGGGGAGCGGGACGGUGAACGGCUCUGAAGAGAUCACUUUCUAAUUAAAGAUGGCUGCUGAUACCUCUGUUGAAAUACUUCAAAAAGUUCUGGAGAAUGAAAUACUUCAGACUACCAAGGUUGUGGAAGAACAUCUGGAUGCUGAAAUACAGAAGCUGGACCAGAUGGACGAAGAUGAAUUGGAAUGCCUUAAACAAAGGAGGCUUGAGGCACUAAAGAAAGCCCAGCAGCAGAAACAAGAAUGGCUUUCAAAAGGACAUGGAGAAUACAGAGAAAUCCCAAGUGAGAGAGACUUUUUUCAAGAAGUCAAAGAAAGUAAAAAUGUGGUUUGCCAUUUCUAUAGAGAUACAACGUUCAGGUGCCAAAUAAUGGACAAACAUUUGACUGUAUUGGCAAAAAAGCAUGUUGAGACAAAAUUCUUGAAGUUAAAUGCUGAAAAAUCUCCUUUCUUGUGUGAGAGACUGCGCAUCAAAGUGAUUCCUACUGUAGCACUAGUAAAAGAUGGAAAAACACAAGACUAUAUUGUGGGCUUUACUGAUCUCGGUAACACUGAUGACUUCACUACAGAGACCUUAGAAUGGAGAUUAGGCUGUGCAGACAUAAUUAAUUACAGUGGAAACUUGAUGGACCCACCUUUUCAAAGUCAAAAGAAAUUUGGAACAACCUUUACAAAGCUGGAUAAGAAGACCAUCAGAGGAAAGAAAUACGAUUCAGAUUCUGAUGAUGACUAGAAGAAUAGAUAAAUGUGUUUGUAAAUCAUCUUUUGUUUAUGCUUGGUACAUUUCUAAAAAUGUUUUUUAUAAAGCUUACUGCUUUUCAUUA